Messenger RNA from Triticum turgidum subsp. durum (durum wheat), 567 nucleotides. The record is from the annotation of a GenBank genome assembly. Lineage: Eukaryota; Viridiplantae; Streptophyta; Magnoliopsida; Poales; Poaceae.
AUGGUUGACAUGGAUUCGGCGCCUCAGGACGUGCUCGUGGAAGUCUUCCGCCGCCUCGCACCGCGCGGCCUCGCUUCAUGCCGCUGCGUGUGCAGGGCGUGGCAUGCCACCGUCGACGCCAACCUCCUGCUACGCGCGGAUCUGCUCCCGCUCACGCUGGACCGCAUCUUCUUCGAGACCUCCAUGUUCAGCACCUCGAGGCUCUUCUCCCGCCGCUCCACGGGGCGCAAGGUGACCUCCAGGCUAGACUACUUGGACUGCCCGCUCGCAAGAGCUGAUCUCUAUUGGCCGAUCAUGGAUUGUUGCAACGGCCUUCUCCUGCUGGCGGAUUCGGAUCAUGUUGUCAAUCCUGCCACCCGACAGUGGGUGCGGUUCCCCCCGCCGCCGCGCUCCUGCACAGCCACAGAUUGCCACAAAUGCUUUGAUUAUCGUUAUCUUGUGUACGAUCCCACCGUGUCGCCACACUAUGAGGUGUUUUCAGUCCCUUUGAUUCCAUUCAAUCUUCCAACGGGGCAUCUCUCUAGGCAUAUAUGUCAUGAUGAUCAGUUGGUCUCUGCGAUGGAAUGA